CACAGGUCGUUUCAGUAACGUACGACGUGUCGUGCUAACACAAGAACGCAGAGAGAGUCCUUAAACCCCAAAGCAAAACCCUCCAGAAAGAUAAGAAAAUUCCAAACACCUAAACUGGAACAGAGGAGGAGCAAUUUCUGGUAGAACCAGAAGGCAUUGCUGCUGAGCUAAGUUUUUAGGUUGGCUUUGGCGAAUCGAAAUGCAAGUUCUACUCCCAAUGCGACCUCGUUUUGCUGAGCUCUUGACUCGUCAAUGGCUUAAACCUUUGAGCCUCCGUGCAUUCUCUUCUUCAUCAGAUUACUCGAACCAAUCCCGUGGCGGCCUCCCUCGAUUCUUCUCCGAAGUUAUUCCUUCUUCAAAAGGUGGUGUUGUCCGUGUACAAGAUGAUGAGUUCUGGCAUAUGACUAAAGUUUUAAGGUUGAGCACGGAUGAUAGGGUAGAGCUCUUCAAUGGAAAAGGAGGUCUAGUAGAAGGAUGCAUUCAGAAAAUCGACCGUAAUGGACUUGAUUUUCUAGCAUUAGAAGAUCCAAAGUUAGUUCUUCCUGAUACUACAAAGUGGCAUGUAUUCGCUGCAUUCGGUACUCUUAAGGGUGGUCGAGCUGACUGGCUUGUUGAGAAAUGCGCUGAGUUGGGGGCUUCUAGUGUGACCCCUCUGUUGACAGAACGCUCUCCAUCUAUCUCAGAAAACCGCGUGGACCGAUUGCAACGCGUCAUUCUGGCUGCAACUAAACAAUGUCAAAGGCUGCAUGAAAUGAUUCUAAAUCCUCCUACAAAAAUUGAUGGACUCUUACCUCUGCUUGCCCAGUCAAAGUUGUCUUUUCUGGCAGCAGCAGAAGCUACUCCUGUUGUUAGUGUACUGGCUUCAUCAAGAAAAGAAUCAAGUGGAUUGAUAAUAGUGGGACCAGAAGGAGGGGAAAAUAUACUUUAGUAUCUUGUACUAUAGCCCUUUUAGCAUUCAGGACUUGUACUAUGCUUUGUUGCAAAUAAGGGCAUGUAUUUCACCCGCUAGUACUAUUAAGGACAAAUAGUUAAUAACAUCAAGUGUCUUUGACGUGGCAUGUUGACUUCAAUUUCAUUUGAUGUCGUGGCACAGAUAUGGCAUGCUGACACAACAUUUUAUGGAUGAUGUGGCAUGUCUUUUUCGUUGAUGUGGCCUUUCACAUAAGCUCCACGUUUUCUAGUUUACGUUGAAUUUAACGUGGCUCUUAAGUGCAAGAAUUUAAAGUACAUGUCUUGAAUUGCCUAUAAAACAAAGUUCAAGCCCUUAAUGCUAAAAAAAUAAAAAUUUAAAAUAUGUGAAAAAAUUUAGGAAAAGGGAGAAAUUAAGGGAGUGGGAGGGACAUGGUGAAGGAUAAACGCAAAUAAGAGAGAAAAAGGGACAUGCAUGAGAGAGAGAGAAUGAGUGAAAGAUGAAAAAACAGAGAGACACACAUAGCGAGUGAAAGAGAGAGAGGGACAUGCAUGAGAAAUGGAAAAAGAGAGUGAUAAACAUAGUGAGAGAGAGAGAGAGAGAGAGAGAGAGAGAGAGAGGGAUGGGAAAAGUGGAAAGGGAGAGAGACAUGAGAGGAUUGAGAGAAAUAGAGUAACUCUCUGUCAUGAUGAGGAGAAUGAAGGAUGUUGCAAAUGAAUAAGGGACUUUGGGCCUGAAAUUGUAAUAAAAGAAGAGUAUAGAAGUUAGUAGAGUCAACUGGAAGUAGUUAGAUAGUGGCGGAAUAGGUAUUUCUUUACAAGGUUACAUAUAAAUAGGGUAGCUUGUUUCAAGUAAGAUUCAUUCAAGAAUCAAAUACAAGAAAUAUCUCUUCUUCUCUAUUUUCUCUCUAAAUCUCCUCCCUUUUCUGUUUCUUUUCUCAAUCCCAUCUAUUUCUCUCCUUUCCUCUCCCUAUUUCUCUGUUUCAAAUGGCAUUGCAGGCUGGUUAUGUAACACUCUCUCUCUCUCAUUUUGUCUCUGUUUGUCUCUCAAUAUCUCUUUUGCUCUAUCUACCCAUCUCUCUCUCUCUCUCUCUCUCUCUCUCUCUAGCUCUAUUUCUCUUUAUUUGCAUCCUUCACCAUCUCUCUCCCUUGUUUUCCCUUUUUCCUAAUUUUCUCAUGUAUUUUGAAA
Manihot esculenta (cassava) is the source of this 2098-nucleotide messenger RNA. RefSeq names its product ribosomal RNA small subunit methyltransferase E. Gene Ontology annotation, biological process: rRNA base methylation. The transcript is spliced from 8 exons. NCBI's taxonomy places the organism in Eukaryota, Viridiplantae, Streptophyta, Magnoliopsida, Malpighiales, Euphorbiaceae. The coding region runs from base 200 to 928 and encodes 242 amino acids. Gene Ontology annotation, molecular function: rRNA (uridine-N3-)-methyltransferase activity. The record is from RefSeq and is a predicted model, not a curated record.